AUGUCAUCCACAACGCCCCGGCGACGCCUGAACAUCAACAACAUCAACCCACACAUCAAGGCGGCCAAGUAUGCCGUGCGCGGCGAGCUCGCCGUCAAGUCGGAAGAGUACCGCUCUUACCUCCAGGGUGGGCUCACCGACCUGCCCUUCGACCAGGUCAUCUCGGCCAACAUCGGCAACCCCCAGCAGCUCGACCAGAAGCCCAUUACAUUCUUCCGCCAGGUCCUGAGUCUGCUGGAAAACCCGACCCUUCUUAGUCAUGAGGACGUGCUGCUGAACCAGCUGGGCUACAAGCCUGACGUUCUCGAGCGCGCGAGGAGGCUCCUCAAAAGCGUCGGCUCUGUCGGUGCUUACAGCGCUAGCAAUGGCGUUCCCGCUAUCAGACAGAGCAUUGCUAAGUUCCUCGAAGAACGUGAUGGCUUUCCCGCAAACAAGGCGGACAUCUACCUUUCUGCCGGAGCUUCGUCAGGAGUUAACACCCUCCUGCACGUCCUCUGCGCCGACGAAAAUUCGGGCAUCCUUGUCCCCAUCCCCCAGUACCCCCUUUACACCGCCUCUCUUGCCGUGUUGAACGCCAAGUGUGUCCCCUACCUUCUGGACGAGGCCAGGAACUGGGGCACUGAUCUUGCCACCAUCAAAGAGGCCAACGAGAAAGCCAAGGCCGAGGGUAUCGACGUGCGCGCAAUUGUCAUCAUCAACCCGGGCAAUCCCACGGGCGCCUCCCUGCCUGAGGAGGACAUCCGCGCCGUCAUCGACUACGCCCAGCAGGAGCACUUGGUCAUCCUCGCCGACGAGGUGUAUCAGACCAAUGUGUUUGUUGGCGAGUUCAUCAGCUUCAAGCGCAUGCUGCGCCAGCUGCAGAAGGAGAAUCCAGGCAAGUACGACUGCGUGGAGCUCGCAUCGCUCCACUCGGUUUCUAAGGGCAUGGUGGGCGAGUGCGGCCACCGCGGCGGCUACUUUGAACUCGUCAACUUCGACCCAGAAGUGCAGGCCGAGAUCUACAAGUUUGUCAGCAUCAUGCUCUGCGCCCCUGUCAUCGGCCAAUGCUUGGUGGAGCUUAUGGUGAACCCGCCCAAGCCGGGCGAGCCGAGCCACGAUCUCUACAGAAAGGAGUAUGACGGCAUCUUCAACGGCCUCAAGGAGCGGGCCAUGGCCCUGCACAAGGCUUUUGAGCAAAUGGAAGGCGUCGAGUGCGGCUCGCCCCAGGGCAGCAUGUAUCUCUUUCCCACAAUCAACCUGUCUCCCAAGGCUGCCGAGGCUGCCGCCCAGGAGGGGCGCACCGCCGAUGAGUUCUACUGCAUGUGUAUGCUUGAGGCCACGGGUGUCUGCGUUGUCCCCGGCUCCGGGUUCGGGCAGAAGGAGGGCAGCCUACACUUCCGCACGACCUUCCUCGCGCCCGGAACCGAGUGGGUCGGGUCAAUCAUCAAAUUCCACCAGGAGUUCAUGGGCAAGUACCGCUGA
Messenger RNA from Lasiosphaeria miniovina, 1461 nucleotides. Its product is annotated as pyridoxal phosphate-dependent transferase. Gene Ontology annotation, molecular function: pyridoxal phosphate binding; L-alanine:2-oxoglutarate transaminase activity. The record is from RefSeq and is a predicted model, not a curated record. Gene Ontology annotation, biological process: biosynthetic process. The transcript has 2 exons. NCBI's taxonomy places the organism in Eukaryota, Fungi, Ascomycota, Sordariomycetes, Sordariales, Lasiosphaeriaceae. The coding region runs from base 1 to 1461 and encodes 486 amino acids.